This is a messenger RNA of Setaria italica (foxtail millet), 757 nucleotides long. RefSeq lists its product as uncharacterized. The transcript is spliced from 2 exons. Bases 1 to 345 code for a protein of 114 amino acids. NCBI's taxonomy places the organism in Eukaryota, Viridiplantae, Streptophyta, Magnoliopsida, Poales, Poaceae. The record is from RefSeq and is a predicted model, not a curated record.
AUGCCUGCCAGUUUGGAGAAGGUGGCCGUGGCCGCCAAGGCGACGGCAGCCACCGAUGUGGAGCAAUGCGUGUCCUCCCCUGCCGCCGUGACGUCGUCGUCGCCGUCAUCGGCUGCCAGUUCGGUGGAGGCCUUUGCCGGCCACAGCGAGGAGAACGUGCUGUUCGACUUGCCUGACCUUCUGCUGGACCUGAGCAACGGCCUCUGCUGGUCACCAAUCUGGGCGGCGGCUCCCGCGGCGGCGGAAGAGUACGACGGCGGCGACAGCCUGCACGAGCCGCUUCUGUGGGCCGACGACGAUCAGUGCUGGAUAAUGGAUGCCGCAGCGCCGGUGCAGCCGGACUAGCCAUCCAUUCGGAGGCGCUGGCCGGCCGUCACCGGCCGGUGGUUGGCUGGCUGGCUGGCUGCAACAGACGACUGAUACCACGUGCUUUUGCUUCGCGUGCACUGUGCAGACUGCGGAGAGAAACGAGCGCAUGGCCGCGGCCGUGGGCGCUUCUGGGGUCGCUGUCUGUGAUCUCCGGAUGGCAAGUCAUUGUAGGGUGCGGUGAAACAGUGGUUAGGCAUCGAAAUGAUUGGCGAAAGAAUAAUUUCGGGAGUGUCGAUAUGUAAAGAAUCAAUUCGUGAGUGUCAAUAUGUCACUGCAACAGAAGCACUUCAUUUACUCGAGUACCUGCUUUCUUUUGAUACUACGUACUCCGUAUUGUAAUGUCGAAAAUGUGUUAUAUGCAAUGAUCUUCGUUCUUGCGGUGUCUGCA